UCUUGAGUGCUCGGUGGAGGCAGUAAUGGUAAUUUCAGUCAGAUGCUUCCACGACUCCAAAACGUCUAACUGCAUGUGAUUUGACGCGUAUUUGCGACGUCACCCACCACAGCACCUCCUCACCACUUCCUGUCCCACUUCACGGCCCAAAGACUUUGUUUGAGAGACUCCGAGGAGUUCAGGAUGGCGUUCUGGGGGGCAUCGGGUCUUCUAGUGUUGUUGGUGCAGCCUGCAGACGCCAUGUUGACGCUGUACGACCCCAGGCUGUGCUACAUCCUGGACGGCUUCCUCGGUCUGUACGGCCUGGUCAUCACGGCCAUGUUCAUCAAGGAGAAGUUCUUCAAAACAAAGACGGCGGCUGGCGGCGCCGGCACGGGCGGAAGAGGCCAAAGGGACGACGGCGAAUUGCAGCUGAGAGGAGACCCGGAGAGAGGACGUAACCGCCGGAAUAAUGAUAACUCGACAUACACGCACUUGAACAGAAGAACAGAAGAUGAGUACAAAGAACUUCCUGUAAAUAGAGAACGACCCAGAAAAAAGGAUCAGGUUUACCAGGGUCUCAGCAGAGCAACCAGAGAGACCUACGAGGCCCUCCAGAUGCAGCCGUUGCAAACCCGCUAGAAAGAUGGCGUGCUCGCCCCUUCCCAUGUCCAAGCAAUCUCCUGUUUUAUGUCAUUUUACGAUACAUAGGAUGAGCAUCAUGAGCAUUAUAAACAUUGGCCUUAUUUCUGUUUCAUCUUUUUUUCCCCUCCAGCGUGUAUACAAAACAGAACAGUCCAAUUAAUGUAUACAUUUAAAUGUCUUGCUUUCGGUCAAUAACAACAA
This is a messenger RNA of Hippocampus zosterae (dwarf seahorse), 825 nucleotides long. RefSeq names its product high affinity immunoglobulin epsilon receptor subunit gamma-like. The record is from RefSeq and is a predicted model, not a curated record. The transcript is spliced from 8 exons. The coding region runs from base 184 to 621 and encodes 145 amino acids. Lineage: Eukaryota; Metazoa; Chordata; Actinopteri; Syngnathiformes; Syngnathidae. Gene Ontology annotation, molecular function: transmembrane signaling receptor activity. Gene Ontology annotation, cellular component: membrane. Gene Ontology annotation, biological process: cell surface receptor signaling pathway.